AUGAAACUUGCACUGGUGUGCCUGCUCGCUAUCGCAACUAUCGUCUACGUGUCCGCACGUCCCGACGGGUACACUAAUAGAUACGACAAUAUAGAUGUAGACCAAAUUCUAAAUAAUGAUCGAUUGCUGAAGCGAUAUACGGACUGCUUGUUGGAGAAGGCUAACGCCAGGUGCCCGCCUGAAGCUAUUGAAUUAAAGAAAGUCUUAAAUGAAGCACUAGAAACUGAAUGCGCGAAAUGUUCGGAACAUCAAAGGCAAAUCGUGAGGAAGGUGAUCAGAUUUCUAGUAGAAAACAAGAGGGACUUAUGGAACGAGCUGAAGGCGAAGUACGAUCCGGAAGGGAAAUACGUAAACAAAUAUGAAGAUAUGGCCACGAGGGAAGGCGUUCAACUUUAA
This is a messenger RNA of Linepithema humile (Argentine ant), 396 nucleotides long. Lineage: Eukaryota; Metazoa; Arthropoda; Insecta; Hymenoptera; Formicidae. The record is from RefSeq and is a predicted model, not a curated record.